Messenger RNA from Coffea eugenioides, 1442 nucleotides. RefSeq lists its product as uncharacterized. NCBI's taxonomy places the organism in Eukaryota, Viridiplantae, Streptophyta, Magnoliopsida, Gentianales, Rubiaceae. Gene Ontology annotation, molecular function: protein binding. The transcript is spliced from 2 exons. The record is from RefSeq and is a predicted model, not a curated record. Bases 68 to 1174 code for a protein of 368 amino acids.
UUUUGUCGAUAUCAAAAUUAUUAUUAUAUUCUGAGGGAAUAUAAAAAAAAAAAUUAAUUUCAAGAAAAUGUCAACAGAAGAAGGUUUGGUUAUGGUGGUGGAGGAUAGCAUCAGCUGUGGUUCAGCACCAGGGUCUGCCCCUGGUUCCCCAAAGAAUAGGGUCAAGUUUCUGUGCAGCCAUGGUGGCAAAAUCCUUCCCAGGCCAGCAGAUGGUCACCUCAAAUAUGUUGGGGGUGAGACCCGCGUCAUCUCUGUCUCUCGAGAUAUCAAAUUCUCAGAACUUAUGAAGAAGCUCACAUACCUAAUCGAAGAAGAGAUGGUGCUCAAAUAUCAGUUGGUCCAGGAGGAUCUUGAUGCCCUGGUUUCGGUGAAGACUGAUGAGGACCUGAAGCACAUGUUCAGCGAACAUGACCGGUAUGAAAGUGCAGGGUCCCCGAGGCUUCGAGCCUUCCUCUUCCCGGCAAACCCUGUUGUGGUGGAGAAUUACGCGGACGCUAUUGCAGUCGAGCAGCGAUACAUUGAUGCGAUCAAUGGCAUUGUUCGCGCCCCGCCCUCAUCAGGCACUAAGCUGCAUCACCCAACUCUGACUGUACAUCCUGCCCCUGGGGCUUCCUUUGGCAUAUCUUCUGCCUGCUCUUCCCCAAGAUCACCUGAGAGCUGCAACACCGAUGGAAAUGCCCAUGAACCCAUGCUCCAGAGCAGCUAUCACAGCACCCGAAUGCAUAUGCACAGGGUCCAGAGCUCACCCACUGUCUGCAACCUUACCGGUCUUCAGCAGCAGAACAGUGCUUCUGGUCUUCAGCUGUAUCCUCAGAAUUACUACCAAACCAUCAGGCAAGGCUUUCACCAGGGCUAUCAAUAUCCUAGCAAACCACCUGCUGAUGGCCAUAAAUGUGCGGGACCGGAAAGGCUGAUCUCGGUUAGAUCUGUUGGUCGGGCGGAAGGCACAAGAUACCAGGUGGAUCACGGUACCCCCUACUACCAAUCGGCCCCCAGGCACACCAGAGGCGGUGGGUGCUGCUCCAAAUGCCUGCAUUAUGAUGAAUAUGGUGCUGCUUUGGAGAAAAGAAUGGAAAGAGGAAGUAGUCUCUCUCCCAGCCCAAUUCCCCUCAGUCCUCGCCAGGGCCACAUUUUCGUCAAACCAUGGGAUGCUGCAAUAGGGGGUGAGAGCUGAUCAAUUGACUCCACAGUGGACCUGGUAUUACCAGCUUUGGGGUUCAAGAAACUGCUAGUCUCCCACCCACUCUGCACUCACAAUCUGGGUUUCAAUCUCACCACUCUGCUGCAAAAACUCAUCGCCAGUCGUACAUUGAUUUAUUUAUUUUUUUUUUUAAAAAAAGAAAACCCCCAAUCUUGUAUGUCACUAAUUAUACAUCAGUCCUAUUAUCUGGAACUUGUACACGGCUUUCUUCUCCGAAUCAGAAGGCAAGUAUCUCUGUUUA